AUUUUCAAAAAAAUUUAAAAUCUCCACACGCUGUGCCCCAAUCUUCAACCCUAUCAACGUUAGAGAGAGAAAGAGCAAGCGUCGGGAGAUUUGCAUUUCCAUUUUUUUUUUUCAUUGGGAAUUCUUAAAUCAUUUCUUCAAUCUUCUUCUGGGUUUUUUCUUUUCUUAAGGAAAAAAUUGAAUUUCUGUGUCUCAGCUCUUUGAAUCGUCUUCCUUCCUGCUGGUUAAAGCAACGGCUGUGAUAUACCUCGUAGCUUCGAACACAAUCCACGACCCCACCAAACCCAUACAUCCCAUCUCUCUCUCUCUCUCUCUCUCUCUCAAAUGGGUUCCAAGAAGUGAACUAGAAACAGACAAGCACUCGGCACCCGACGCUCCAAACCCCCUUUAAGCCCCUUCUCUAAACUGAGUUGGAAGUGAUAUAUAGUGUUAAUGAGGUGCUGGUAGAUUGUAAGGCGAGGGAUCGAGAAUGGUAGGACCGACGAGCAAUGGGCGAGCCCGGCAAGCUUUUUCUGUUGUCAAUGGCGGGCCGGAUCCUGCUCCUGGGAGUGCCGCUAGUUCCGAUUGCGGCGGCAUUGAGUUCACCAGAGAAGAUGUGGAUGCCCUCUUGAAUGAGAAGAUGAAAGGCAAGAAUAAGUUCAACCUCAAGGAGAAAUGUGAUCAAAUGAUGGACUACAUAAGAAAGCUUAGGCUUUGCAUCAAGUGGUUCCAAGAGCUUGAAGGAAGCUACCUCCUAGAACAGGAAACACUGCGGAAUAUGUUGGAGAUGAAUGAGAGGAAACAAACUGAAACAGAGGCACAAAUGAGAAACAAGGAAGAAGAAUUGAAUUCUAUUAUUGUUGAAUUGAAGAAAAAUUACAUGUCUUCUCAAGAGAAAUUUGCAAAGGAAGAAGCAGACAAGUUUGCUGCAAUGGAUUCACUUGCAAAAGAGAAGGAGGCUAGGGUUGCUGCAGAGAGGCUGCAAGCUUCCCUUUCGGAAGAGCUUGGAAAGGUUCAGCGAGAGCAGCUAAAUGCUAGUCAGAAGAUAUCAUCAUUAAACGACAUGUACAAGCGGUUACAGGAGUACAAUACAAGUUUACAGCAGUACAAUAGUAAACUUCAGUCAGAGCUUGCUACGACGAAUGAGGCCCUCAAACGAGUGGAAAAGGAGAAAGCUGCAGCGGUGGAGAACCUCAGUACUUUGAGGGGUCGCUAUAAUGUGUUGCAGGAUCAACUUACUUCAUCCAGAGCUUUGCAAGUUGAGGCUGUGAAGCAGAAGGAGACUUUAGCGAAUGAAGUUGAAUGUAUUAGGGGUGAGUUGCAACAAGUGAGAGAUGAUCGUGAUGGUCUCCUCUUGCAUGUGGACACUUUAACAGAAGAAAUGGUAAAAUACAAAGAAUGUACUGGAAAAUCCUUUGCUGAGUUGGAUAGCUUGUCUGCAAAAACAAAUGAACUUGAGGCUACAUGUUUGUCUCAAAGUGAACAGAUAAGGACAUUGCAGGAAAAGCUAGUAGUUGCAGAAAAUAAGUUGCGGAUGUCUGACCUAUCUGCAUUGGAGACAAGAGUGGAUUUUGAAGAGCAGAAGAAACUUAAUAAUGAUUUACAAGAUCGUUUGGCAGAUGCAGAACUUAAAAUUAUUGAAGGAGAAAAAUUACGCAAAAAGUUACAUAAUACUAUUCUGGAAUUAAAAGGGAAUAUCCGGGUCUUCUGUAGAGUGCGACCAUUGUUGCCUGAUGACAGUGCUGGUGCUGAAACAAAGGUUAUUUCUUAUCCCACAUCAACAGAAGCUUUUGGACGAGGCAUUGACUUGUUGCAAAAUGGGCAAAAACACUCCUUUACAUUUGACAAAGUGUUUAUGCCUGAUGCAUCGCAAGAUGAGGUGUUUGUGGAAAUCUCACAGCUCGUACAAAGUGCACUUGAUGGUUAUAAGGUUUGUAUCUUUGCUUAUGGCCAGACAGGUUCUGGUAAAACCUAUACCAUGAUGGGCAAGCCAGGACUUCCAGAGCUGAAAGGGUUGAUACCUCGCUCACUAGAGCAGAUAUUUCAAACUAGGCAAUCUCUUCGUUCUCAAGGCUGGAAGUAUGAAAUGCAGGUGUCAAUGUUGGAAAUAUACAAUGAAAUGAUACGUGACUUGUUGUCAACAAAUCGAUCAUGCUCAGAUGUGUCACGGACAGAAAAUGGUGUGUUCGGGAAGCAGUAUACAAUUAAACAUGAUGCAAAUGGGAACACACAUGUAUCUGAUCUUACCAUCGUUGAUGUGCACAGCACAAGAGAGGUUUCUUUUCUUUUGGAUCAGGCUGCGCAGAGCAGGUCUGUGGGAAGGACUCAGAUGAAUGAGCAAUCUUCAAGAAGUCAUUUUGUCUUCACCCUGCGGAUAUCUGGUGUUAAUGAGAGCACGGAACAACAAGUACAGGGCGUUCUGAACCUCAUUGAUCUUGCUGGCAGUGAGCGUUUGUCUAAGAGCGGGUCAACAGGGGAUCGAUUGAAAGAAACACAAGCCAUCAACAAAAGUUUAUCAUCUUUAAGUGAUGUUAUAUUUGCUUUGGCAAAGAAGGAGGACCACGUACCAUUUAGGAACUCAAAGCUUACUUAUCUUCUCCAGCCUUGCCUUGGUGGGGACUCCAAGACCUUGAUGUUUGUAAACGUUUCUCCUGAUCCUUCUUCAUUGGGUGAGUCACUAUGCUCACUCCGCUUUGCAGCCAGGGUUAAUGCUUGUGAGAUUGGGAUUCCUCGGCGUCAAACCAACUCACGACCUUCAGAUAAUCGCCUGAGCUUUGGUUGAUUUUGUUAUUGAACAUUACAUUCAUUUUCUUUUCGAGGCCCCUAAGUGAUUUGUAUCCGCCUCACUAUUAUAAACUGGAAAAAGAGAUAGAUAUUCUAACGUAGGCUGCGUGUAAUUUGUAUAGUUAAGAAAAUGAUGGGUUUGUAAAAGCAAUAGUUGGGUUGUCCUACGGAUCAUUACAUUUGUAUUCAUGAAGUUAUGCUGAGAUGGAUCUAUUUCUAACAUUUCUUUCUAUUUGUCGCUGAGUUUCCUCCUACAAGGAUUUCCUUGUUUGUCACUUUCUUGCCCGUGCCCCAUGGCAUCUUGACCGUGGUAUCACGUAUGUAACAAUGCCCCUUUACUUUAAAGGCAGUGAAAUAAAGAUUAAAUUGCUUUCUUGAGA
Molecule: messenger RNA, 3143 nt
Organism: Malania oleifera
Lineage: Eukaryota; Viridiplantae; Streptophyta; Magnoliopsida; Santalales; Ximeniaceae
Product: kinesin-like protein KIN-14N
Exons: 17
Coding region: 470-2761 (763 amino acids)
Biological process (GO): microtubule-based movement
Molecular function (GO): microtubule motor activity; ATP binding; microtubule binding
Source: RefSeq, a predicted model, not a curated record